Molecule: messenger RNA, 1677 nt
Organism: Hydractinia symbiolongicarpus
Lineage: Eukaryota; Metazoa; Cnidaria; Hydrozoa; Anthoathecata; Hydractiniidae
Product: somatostatin receptor type 2-like
Exons: 1
Coding region: 186-1358 (390 amino acids)
Biological process (GO): G protein-coupled receptor signaling pathway
Cellular component (GO): membrane
Molecular function (GO): G protein-coupled receptor activity
Source: RefSeq, a predicted model, not a curated record
AUGAAGAUGCAAAAGCUGAAAAAAUAUCCCUUUGCAUUGUUAUUUGUUUAUUUAUUAUUAUCUAUGUCACAAAAAUAUAAAAAAUAAUAAUUAACUGCACAAGAAUGAUAGUAAAGGUAUCUAACGUUAAACUUGCAUUGAUCUUAAUUAGUGCUUGAUUUUAAAAAUUUAUCUAAGAAAGAGUCAUGCAUUCAUGCAAUGUUCUGUUCAUUUUUCUACUGAUUUCCUUGACACAUGGAUUUGAUAUCACUGAAGAAACGACAUUGGAGGACUUGUGCAAUAUCUUUCAUGUUCCAAAGGUGAAUUGUACUUGUGAAGUUAUACCCGAAGUGUGCAACUUGUUGAUAAAAAAGAACGACACAUCUGUAGUGAUUGUCCAACACGAAUGUGAUAUUCUAUACCAUUCCAUACAAGAAAGUAUCAAUAUUUUCGCUGCAGUAGUUGGUAUCAUCGGUAACUCAAUUGUCGUGAUGGUUACUGUGCAGUUUUGGGACAAAGCUACAAGAUGUCACCAGUUAAUUGGAGGGUUGGCAACUCUUGAUCUAGCUUUCUGCCUGAUACAAUUAUUAUUCUCCAUUCCACGACUAUGGACAUGCAAAUGGCCGUAUGGGUUGGCCAUGUGUAAGUUUCUUUUCGCUGGGGUAAACUGGUGUCAGGUGACUGCGCUUGGAUUUAUAGGGAUCAUUGCUAUUGAAAGAUACAUUGGGAUUGUUCAUCCAUUCAGCAAAGGUUUAUCGCGAAAGUGGAUUUUUAUUUUAAUUGGCUGCAACUUUUUUUCCGCCAUCCUUUUUGUGACACCGUCUUUACUAUACUUGAAAAUUUCAAGGUUUGGUAUAUGUCAAGAACAUUGGCCUGCUGAAUACAGCUCGUUAAUAUACACAUGGUCGUGGAUGGUUAUUUAUUUCCUCAUCCCAAUUAUAUGCAUAGCUUGUUUAUAUUAUCGAAUUCUUACGGUUUUGAUAAAUGCAGCAACGGUUAGCGUUAGUGGAAAUGACUAUUUUCAACGAAAGAGAGUGAACGAAAAUAAACGAAUAAUGGCUAUUCUCGUUACUGUAUUAGUGGCUUUUGCACUGCUUGUUUUUCCUAACAGAUUAGCCUGGGUAAUUAUUGAACAUAUUGGAGUCAACAACGUGACGAAGGAUACCUAUAGAGCGUUGAAUUUAUUUGGUUUUAUUCCUUAUUCUUUCCAUGUCGCAGUCAAUCCAAUUAUUUACUCACUCAUUGAUGCAAAUUUUCGGCAAAAAGUGAAAGCGUUGUUCCGUAGGAUGGUAGAAAUGAAACUCCAGUCUUCUUCAGGUAAAAGUCAAUCCACUGAACUUAACACCAAUUCGCCUGUAACACAAACUAGACACCUAUGAAAGUAAAAAAGGGAAAACGCGGAAAUUUUUGAAAAGAUUGUCCAAGAGUGUGUUCACAUCUUUUCUGCAGUGGCUAUUAGACAUUAUUUAAAACCGCGGUUAUAGUCAAAGAGCGCCAAAACAUUUUGUUUAUUGAGCCAAAGAACGCAAAGAAGCUUUUUUAUAUGUAUAUACGUAUAGCUUAUAUGUAUAGUUUGUCAAUCCGAUGUAAAAAACAUAAAUUAGAAUUGAAAUAGAGAACAAGUCUUUUCUUGAAUUCCCUAAGAAUAGCAAAUUACAUGAACGAAGAAUUGUUGAAUAUGUGUAUACAGCUAGUUCC